Oryza brachyantha (malo sina) is the source of this 693-nucleotide messenger RNA. RefSeq lists its product as uncharacterized. NCBI's taxonomy places the organism in Eukaryota, Viridiplantae, Streptophyta, Magnoliopsida, Poales, Poaceae. Bases 1 to 693 code for a protein of 230 amino acids. The record is from RefSeq and is a predicted model, not a curated record. The transcript has a single exon.
AUGGCGUCCACCGCGCUGAGCAUGAAGUUGUUGAUCGAUACCAAGGCUCGGCGCGUGCUGUUCGCGGAGGCGGGCAAGGACGUGAUCGACUUCCUCUUCUCCCUCCUCGCGCUGCCGAUCGGCACGGCCGUCAAGCUGCUCGGGAAGGACUCCAUGGUCGGCUGCGUCAGCAACCUCUACGCCAGCAUCGAGAAGCUCGACGGCACCUACGUCCAGCCCGGCGCGUCCAAGGGCGAGCUCCUCCGCCCCGUCGUGCUCUCGCCGGCGGCCACCUCCAACAGCUCCCUCCUGGGUUUGCCGCCGGCGUCGUCGGCUCAGUCGAAGUCGAGGAGCCUCUUCAGAUGCUGCAAUACCAACUCGUACAGUGGCGGCAACUGCCGUAGCUAUGUGACUGAAACAAGCGGCACUUCCUGUCCGUUCUGUGGGAGCUCCAUGAAGACCGCUAUGACGGAAGUGCAUCCCGCGGCGGCCGGCCAAGUCGCGCGCGCCGCCGAGGCCAAUGAUGAAAGAGCCAAAGGGUUUGUGCAGGGCAUCGUGACGUACACGGUGAUGGACGACCUGACGGUGUCGCCCAUGUCGUCCAUCUCCAGCAUCACGCGGCUCAACACGUUCGCCGUCAAGGACCUGGGCGCGUUGCAUGAGAAGACCGUGCAGCUGCGAAAGCGAGUUGGAGCGAAUUUUUCAGGAUUUUAA